CUGCCUUCCGUUGCGCACACACUCAGUCCGCGAGAUUCUCAGUUCGCGUGCGCCAAAGAAAAGAAAGAUACAGAGAUAGAAAGAUACAUAUCUCCAAGCCACAAACACCCAUAAAUAAAAACCCCUUGAGAUACCGAAGCUAAAAAGUGCUGAAAAUGCAGCUAGCUCUAUAAGUGCCAAGUGUUGACAAGUGUCCAGAUACAAUAUCUAAAUACCUGAACAAGGUACCUAACUAAAUCCUCAAAAAGAACUAAAAACCCCACAAAAUGCUGGUCGGUUCGCAUCCGUAUCUGUGCAACGGCGUGCCCGCCGCCCCCGCAAACCCCGCUGGCAAUGCCAGUGCACAAACAACAACGACGACCGCCAGCAAAAGUGCCGCCGGCUCCGCGACGGACUUCUCCAUCGCCGCCAUUAUGGCCCGCGAAGAUGCCUCCAGUCGGGAGUCCUCCAUCCGCAGUGCAAGUCCCAUUUCGGUGGAGGAUGAGGUUGACGUUGAUGUGGUUGACUGCAGUGAUGCCGAGGAGCCGCCAGCCAAGGCGCGACGUUUGAACCACCAUCAGCACCACCACCACCAGCACCACCACAACAACACAACCACAAUCAACAACAACAAUAAUAAUAACAACGUGGCACACAAGAGCCGCAACAGCGCCGGCGCCGUGGCACAAACAGCUUCCGCCGAAUCGCAAUUGAACACCAGCUCCACCAGCAGCCAAGGACGCUGCUCCACGCCGCCCCAAUCGCCGGGAACGGAGGACAGCGAGGAGCGUUUAACGCCCGAACCGGUGCAGAAGGCACCCAAAAUCGUUGGCUCCUGCAAUUGCGACGACCUGAAGCCGGUGCAAUGCCACCUGGAGACCAAAGAGCUGUGGGAUCGCUUUCACGAUCUCGGCACCGAGAUGAUCAUCACCAAAACGGGACGACGCAUGUUCCCCACUGUGCGAGUGAGUUUCUCGGGUCCGCUGAGGCAAAUCCAGCCCGCCGAUCGCUACGCCGUCCUGAUGGACAUCAUCCCCAUGGACUCGAAGCGGUAUCGGUACGCCUACCAUCGGUCCGCUUGGCUGGUGGCCGGCAAGGCCGACCCCGCCCCCCCAGCCCGCCUCUACGCCCAUCCCGAUAGUCCGUUCAGCUGCGAGGCGCUGCGCAAACAAGUUAUCUCCUUCGAGAAGGUGAAGCUGACUAAUAACGAAAUGGAUAAGAACGGACAGAUCGUUUUGAACUCGAUGCACCGGUAUCAGCCCAGGAUCCACUUGGUGCGCUUGAGCCAUGGCCAGAGCAUCCCGUCGAACCCCAAGGAACUGCAGGAUUUGGACCACAAAACCUACGUGUUCCCGGAGACCGUGUUCACGGCGGUCACGGCCUACCAGAAUCAGUUGAUCACCAAGCUGAAGAUCGACUCGAAUCCGUUCGCCAAGGGUUUCCGCGACUCUUCCCGCCUCACCGACUUCGAUCGCGAUCCCAUGGAGGCGCUGCUCCUGGAGCAGCAGCUUCGAUCUCCACUGCGGCUGUUUCCCGAUCCGCUGAUGCAACAAUUUGCGGCACAAGGGGAUCCCUCCUCGAUGGCGCUGUUCGAGAAGGCCCGCCAGCACCUGCAAAUGUUCGGCGGCAAUUCGCCGUAUGCUCAGCUGAUGAUGCCGCAAAUGUAUCAGGCGGCAGCGGCAGCAGCGGGACCCCCACCACCGCCGCCGGGUCUGGGCGCCUUCCACAUGUUCCAGCAGCAGUGGCCGCAACUUACCGCCGGCUUUUUGGCCAGCGCCAAUCAGCAGGCGGCCGCCGCUCAAGCCGCCGCUCAGGCUCAAGCGCAAGCGCAGGCCGCCGCCGCCGCAGCAGCGAUGGCCGCCAACCGGACGCCCCCGCCCCCGCCCACCGCAUCCACGCCCUCGUCCACCUCCUCGGGAUCGCCCUCCCCCGACAUGCGACCGCGGCAGUACCAGCGGUUCAGUCCCUACCAACUGCCCGGCGGUCAGGGGCCGCCCUCCGCUGCCAACGGUUCGCCGCCCGCCGUCGCCGCCUCCCGCAGCCCCGCCCACUAGGUCAACCCUCACGCCCUCAAGUUCUUGCCACGAGCAGUAUUAAAACAUAAAAGCAUUGGGACUAAGAGUCGUAUAAAAAUAUACAUUUU
Messenger RNA from Drosophila ficusphila, 2122 nucleotides. RefSeq names its product T-box protein H15 (gene mid). Gene Ontology annotation, cellular component: nucleus. Lineage: Eukaryota; Metazoa; Arthropoda; Insecta; Diptera; Drosophilidae. The record is from RefSeq and is a predicted model, not a curated record. Gene Ontology annotation, molecular function: RNA polymerase II cis-regulatory region sequence-specific DNA binding; DNA-binding transcription factor activity, RNA polymerase II-specific. Gene Ontology annotation, biological process: positive regulation of DNA-templated transcription; regulation of transcription by RNA polymerase II; heart development.